AUGUCAGUCUUCGACAGCCCAAACUGCACCGUGGCACCGGAUACCCCAGUCGCCAGCGAUGCGGGCGUCGCCGGCAGAGGCGUGCUCCUCUCUUUCAUCAUCACCGCCGGCCUCGCUCUCAUCAUAAGUUCCUCCAUCAUAUUCCAGGAGAUGAAGGGAAACCCGUCAAACAUCCGCCGCAAGCUCCUCAACAGUUAUUCGGAUCAGCAGAUCCUCCAGGGCAUCGGUAUCGCGUGUGUUGGGCUCGCUAGGGUCAAUGUCAUGGUUCCCUAUCACUUCUUCAUCAUUUGGAUGCUCUCGAAUCUUUCCAUGGCCGUCCACAACGCGACACUUCUCGCCCUGGCCCACGACUUCCGCCGAGAUUGGGUCUUGCGAUGGCUCCGCCAAUUCCUCAUGUUUGUCAACCUGACGCUGAACGUCGUGUAUGGCGUCUUCAUCCUGCAAGGCGUGUCAAAGGGCAUGCAGGAAUCCAAGCUACCCGUCGCCUGCGUCUGGAAGGUCGGCAACGAGGGCAAAGGAAAUCAACAGGGACUGAGCUACGUUGGCACCGUUGUCGUCAUCGCCGCCAACGUUCUCGUCUUUGCUUUGGCGAGCUGGUACCUCCACUUACGGACGCAGAAGUUUAUCAACAUCAUCAAACUCAUCGGCACCCUUCUCAUGGCAGCGUCGGCGGUCGGCGCCGCGGUCCGAUGUAUCAUCGCUUCUGAUGCUUUUGGCAACGGCCCCUCAUACGAGCUGAGCGACCAGGGCGAGAGAGGCUGGGGCUUCGGUCAACUGCUAUCGCUCCUCGUGCUGCUCUUCCCCAUCGUCUCCAUGGUGGAAAUCAUGCGCGGCGAUAUCAAGGUCGCGCCCUGUGACUUUUCGGACGGAAAGAAUGGCGACAAUACGGAGAUGGGCAACUACCGGUCGUCGUAUCAGCCCAACCCGUUUUUCGGCUCGCAGACAAACCUAUUCAAGAGAGGAGUCUGA
Colletotrichum orchidophilum is the source of this 969-nucleotide messenger RNA. RefSeq lists its product as uncharacterized. The coding region runs from base 1 to 969 and encodes 322 amino acids. The record is from RefSeq and is a predicted model, not a curated record. Lineage: Eukaryota; Fungi; Ascomycota; Sordariomycetes; Glomerellales; Glomerellaceae. The transcript has a single exon.